Molecule: messenger RNA, 1677 nt
Organism: Gilbertella persicaria
Lineage: Eukaryota; Fungi; Mucoromycota; Mucoromycetes; Mucorales; Choanephoraceae
Product: HotDog domain-containing protein
Exons: 8
Coding region: 283-1596 (437 amino acids)
Molecular function (GO): thiolester hydrolase activity
Source: RefSeq, a predicted model, not a curated record
GGUCACUAUCCAUCAUUGAUUGGCCUAGAGGAGGUAAUGCCCCUACAAGAACUAGCAGAAAAGGGAAUGAUGAAAAUUACAAAGUUUUUCAGGCCAACUAUAUUCUCAAUAACUUCUAUCUCAUAAUUGAAUACAGACUCAACCUGGAGAUAAAAAAACAUCGGUGUAGUCUUUAUUAAAUUGUCUCGUUCAAAGCUUGAAAAAGACCAUAUUUAUGCAUGCUUCUUAAAAGGGAGGAUUUCUGAUUUUUAGUUGUUUCUCCCACAGCUUUGUUUUUAUCCUAUGUCUUCAGUAUAUGAAGUCGUUCGAUCAAAGUGUAUCGACGCUGACCCAUAUACAACAGCUGGCAAUGUUCGUGUUAAUUCUAAACCUGCUCAUGAAAGCAGAGUUACUAUGACAGAAUUCAUCAGUUCAUCUCAGUGCAAUCUGAAGGGGUUUGCAUAUGCUGGUGUUAUUCUUGGUUGGAUCGAUAUUGCUGCAGGAAUAGCAGCCAAGCGACAUGCUGUAUCUCCUUCAGUAACACGUUCAGUAGAUGAUGUUGCAUUCUUACAUCCAGUUAAAAUGGGGGAUAUUGUUUAUAUUCAAGCCUCAGUGAACAAAUCAUGGAAGACAUCUAUGGAAGUGGGUGUCAAAGUAGAAGCUGAGUCACCUUUAUCCAAUGAGCGAUUCUUUGUUGCUCAUGCCUAUUUAACCUUUGUCGCACUAUCACCUCGCCCUUCUGCUAGAACAUAUUUAGGCCGAAUGUUAUCUGAUCUACAGACGAUUCCUGUGCCCGAAAUUAUGCCACAGUCUCCUAUGGAACUCAAGCGAUUUGAAAUGGCUGAAAGUCGUCGUCAAACAAGAUUUAAGAAUAAAAAGGCGGAUUAUAGUCUGAUUCGAGAACGUAUGCGAGAAUGGUCACAAGGACUAAGACAAAGAGCAGAUGCAGAUGCACCCAUCAAGCAUCACCCUGGUUAUUUCCCUUUAGCAGGUACACCUAGUGAAGAAAAAGAGGAAGAAGAGCUAGUUUUUUUGGCCCAAAAAAAGGGACGUCGAUUCUCACAAGAUCCUCGUAUGCUACAACAAAUUAAAGAAAGGCCUAUAAGCUAUACAUUUGCUGAAGUAGUGGAACUUGUGAUGCCUCAGCAUGCAAACACACUCAAAAUUACAUUUGGUGGUCAAAUUAUGGACUGGAUGGAAAGGUGUGCACUUGCAAGUGCCAAUAGAUUGGCCAAAGCGCAUUUAUUGACUGCCAGUAUUGACAGCCUAAACUUCAUUGCAAGUUCAGGUGUUGGUGAUGUAGUAACAAUACGGUCUGUUGUUUCUAGAGCAUUCAACUCGUCUAUGGAGGUCUAUGUUACAGUAGAAGCAGAGAACCUAUUGACGGGUGAAACAAAAUUUACAAACGAUGGUUUUUUUACUAUUACUGCUUUGGACAAUGAUAAUGUCCCUGUUAUUAUCCCUAAAGUAGUACCACAGACAGAAUGUGGUAUGGAGAUUUAUGAAGGAGGUCAAGAGAGAAGAUCUAAGCGUCUUCAUCAAAGAAGAGAGCUUGUUAACUUGAUCAAUGCUUCUCGAAAGACAGCAUUACCUAGUGUCGUUAUGGAACAAGUAUAGACGACAAUAAACAGGUUGGGAUGUUAAAACUAGAGCGGAGAUCUCUUUUUUUCUUUUUUUUUUUGCAUGAGUAUUCGACUG